UAACUUGUAUGUUUUUGCUAUUGAACAUAAUAGUGUUUCUGUUAUUUCUUUAUAUAGUGUUUAUAAAUUUUAAUUACAUUGAAGAUGAUUCUAACGUUGAUUUGACUUUGUACAUGUUAGUAAUGAGAAACAAAAGCAAGCAAGAUGAAAGUUCACAAAGAGAUAUGAAUCAUUAUGAAAGGAUUAAAUUACAGAGGGUCCAAGAGAAUCAAGCAAGAUUACGUGAAUUGGGUGUUCAAAAUAUUGCAAAGUCUUUGACGAGUUUGGUAGAAAGUCAAAAAACAAAGAAAAAUAAAAAGAAAUCAAUGGAUACCAAUGAGAGAGAUGUGGAUUAUGUUGGCGCUGAUAAUGACGGAGAUGGUCGAGAAGUUGAUAGUAGAGUUCAAGCUUCCCAAAAGCAACAUCAUCCACGGUAUAUUGCACCAAUGUCCAUAAAUAGAUAUGCUAAUUUUGCUAAGCAAAAACGAGUGAUCGCUUCAAAUAUGUCUGACAUGUUUCCAUUUGAUACAACUACAACGAAAAAAAGUAGGCUACACCAAUCCCAGGAAAAACCUGAUACAAAUGCAACAAAAAGUAAUUUGUCUAGAGGAACAAUUACCAUGGGUGAAUUAAUCUUAAGUAAGAAAGGGUCACGAAAGCAAGACAUGAAAGAAUGUGCGCUUAAAAAAAACUUGACAGAACCUAAUGAUAUUACAAGUGGAGCCAAAAGCAAAUUGUAUCGUGUUCAUAGUGACGAUGAUGAUAUGGAUGACGAGAGAUAUCAAGAACUAGAAGAAGAUGAUUUCAGUGCAUUUGAUGAUGAAAAUGAAGGGGAUGAUUUGAGGUCACUUGGUCAAGAUAUACAAAAUGAAGACAAUGAACAUAUGGUUUAUGAAAAUAUUGAUGAUGCUCAACAAAGUGAUAGCGAUGACGAUAUAGGAGAUAGGGAUGAUGAACUUGUUGAAGAACAAAUUGAAAGCGUCCCGUCACAACAAGCAACAGAACUUUCUAUUACCAAGAAAAGAGGGCCAACAAUGAUGCAUGGUGUGCAAGUACGAAAUUUCAAUGAACGUGAGGCCAUUAUAUGCAAUAAAUUUGGACAACCCAUUGGACCUGUAACUAAGGAGAAGGACAUAGUAGGGAAAUUUUCGCGGUUUUUGGGUACAAUAGCUCGUACUUAUAGUUAUGCUCCAUUAACAUAUAAAGAAUGGCGCAAAGUACCACAUAAGGAGAAGAUGUGGGAGUUUGUGUUGGUAAGGAAAAAUACAUUGUGCCCGAGAAUGCUAAAAAGUGGGUUCUAA
Molecule: messenger RNA, 1280 nt
Organism: Lactuca sativa (garden lettuce)
Lineage: Eukaryota; Viridiplantae; Streptophyta; Magnoliopsida; Asterales; Asteraceae
Source: RefSeq, a predicted model, not a curated record